Molecule: messenger RNA, 1017 nt
Organism: Arachis duranensis
Lineage: Eukaryota; Viridiplantae; Streptophyta; Magnoliopsida; Fabales; Fabaceae
Product: probable xyloglucan endotransglucosylase/hydrolase protein 6
Biological process (GO): xyloglucan metabolic process; cell wall biogenesis
Cellular component (GO): cell wall; apoplast
Molecular function (GO): xyloglucan:xyloglucosyl transferase activity; hydrolase activity, hydrolyzing O-glycosyl compounds
Source: RefSeq, a predicted model, not a curated record
AUGGCCACCUUUUAUCCUCUCAUUAGAAAUGGUGGGUUCAUUAUUUCUAAUACUGCUAUCAUAUCUUCUUUAUUAUGUGUUUUGGGACGACCAGCCACUUUUGAGCAAGACUUUAGAGCCACGUGGUCUGAGUCUCAUAUCAGGCAUACUGAUCAAGGCAGAACAAUCCAACUCAUGCUCGACCGAAGCUCCGGAUGUGGGUUUGCUUCCAAGGUGAAGUACAUGUUUGGGCGUGUUAGCAUGAAGAUCAAACUCGUCCCUGGAGACUCUGCUGGCACCGUCACCGCAUUUUACAUGAAUUCUGAUACAGAUUCUGUUCGUGAUGAGCUGGACUUCGAGUUCUUGGGGAACAGGAGUGGACAGCCAUACACGGUUCAAACAAACGUAUAUGCUCAUGGAAAGGGUGAUAGAGAGCAAAGGGUCAACCUCUGGUUUGAUCCUUCUGCUGAUUUCCAUACCUACACUAUUCUCUGGAACCAUAAACAUAUUGUAUUUUCCGUGGACGAUUUCCCCAUCAGAGUAUACAAGAACAACGAAGCGAAAGGGGUGCCAUACCCAAAGAUGCAAGCCAUGGGAGUGUACUCAACACUAUGGGAAGCAGAUAACUGGGCAACAAGAGGUGGGUUAGAGAAAAUCGAUUGGAGCAAAGCACCCUUCAAUGCCUACUACAAAGACUUCGACAUUGAAGGGUGUUCAGUUCCGGGUCCGGCAAGCUGCGCCUCCAACCCGAGUAACUGGUGGGAAGGCGCAGCCUACCAAGAACUUAGUGCCAUUCAAGCAAGGAGGUACAGAUGGGUUCGUAUUAACCACGUUGUCUAUGACUAUUGUCAAGAUAAGUCAAGGUUCCCAGUCACCCCACCUGAGUGUCUUGCUGGCAUUUGAUUAACAUCAUAUCCCAUUUUAUUCAUACAAUAUUCAGUACAUAACACAUUAAAAAAAAGUGUAAUCAUACAUCAAUAUUUUAUAUACAGAAACUAUUAUUAUUAUUAUUAUUAUUGGAAAAAUGUUAUUUUCACA